CCCAGCGCUGCCCAGCACCUGGAUUUCCCGCAGGCUGCCAGACCUCCCAGAUGCCCUGCGUGGGAGGCCUCUAGAGCUUUCCUCCAGCAGCUGGGAUUGCCCCUUUCGUUUUCAUUUUCAUUUUCCUCUCUGCUGUGAACUGUGCAGCUCUGCCUAAGGCAGUGGGAGUCUGAAAGGCUCGGGGGCUCUGGGGACCCCUCUGCGGGAGGAGCCCCCCGAAAAGUGCUGCGGCUGCUUGGGCUGGAGCGCAGAGCCCCUGGUGCGGGAACCCCCGGCAGCUGCUCCCUGCUCCGAUGUCUCGGGAACGGCGGCCGAGCCCCCCGGGGUCGCUGCGCAUCCCGCGGGCGCGGGGCGGGCGGGCGCGGCGCGCCGGGCUCCUGCUGCUGGGGAUCGCGGCCGCCGCGCUCUGCCUGGCCGGGCAGCCCCUCGUCCCCGCCGCCCGCUUCCUCACCGCCCACUUCGUGGCCCUGCAGCUCGGGGUGCUGCUGAAGGGCGCCUGCUACCUGGCUGAGGAGAUCUUCCACCUCCAGACCAGGCACCACGGCAGCUUCCAGAGGGCCCUGUGUGCCUGCUUCCCCCGGCACUGGCAGGGCCUCACGCUGCUGGUCUGUGGCUCAGCCUGCGUGGCUCUUAUGGAUGGAGAUGGGCAGACACUCAGCUUCCAACUCGGCCUGGCCAGCCUGUGCCAGCUCCUCAUCCUUACCCUGGGGCUCCACAAGCCCUCAGCAGUGGAAAUCUCUGAGAUGUCUGAGAGGUCCAAGCAGAAUGUUGCUCAUGGACUUGCCUGGUCUUAUUACGUUGGGUACCUAAAAAUAGUCCUGCCACGGGUGAAAAAGUCACUGGAGGAAUUCAGCAGAGCCAACCCCAAUGUGCUGAUAUGCAGGGAGACCUGGAAGCUCCACAUCUUGAUCCCUCUGAGCUGUGAUGUCUAUGAUGACCUGGAGAAAGCUGACAGCAACAUCCAGUACCUGGCAGACCUCAGUGAAACCACCCUGACCCGAGCUGGCACCAAAAAAAGGGUCUACAAACACAGCCUCUACACAAUCAGGGAUGAAGACAAGCUCUGGCGCUGUGCUGUGGAGUAUGCCACCCCGCUGCAGUCCCUCUACGCCAUGUCCCAGGAUGAGUGUGCUGCCUUUGACCGGGAGGAGCGCCUGGAGCAGGCCAAGCUUUUCUACAGGACAUUGGAGGAGAUCCUGAGAGGCUCCAGGGAGUGUGCGGGUACCUACCGGCUCAUUGCCUAUGAGGACUUGGGUGAAGCAGAGCCCCACUUCUUGUCCAGAGAGAUCCUGUGGCACCUCCGGCAGCAGCGUGACGAGGAGUUUGCCGUGCAGGAGGGGACGCAGCUGCAGGACCCACCCACGACCCUGAGCUCCACGGAGCUCAACCUGCAGAUCAGCAUGUCUGACCUGCCGCAGCCCCUGCGAAGCGACUGCUUCUAAAGCACCCAUCCUGCCCAGCCCUCAGCACCAGCCCAGGCUCUGCUCCUCUCUCCCGAGCCCCCUCUUGGCAGCAAUCCCCAGGAACAGGGGAAUUCCUCCUGCAGGUUCCUGGGGACUUCCUCCUGCAGGAACACCCAAACCUCCUGUGCAUUGUGUUUACUGGAAAGAGCAGGGUCAAGCCACAGUCCUGUGACAUACUUCCCAAUGUCUCUGUGAUGUAUGUCUCAGAUAUUAAUCCAUGGCUUGGGUUUUUUUAAUUCAUCUGCUUUGAUUUGUAUCAUAUAACAUGUUCCUCUGGAGUAAGCUGCACAAUCCUGAACCUUGGGCACGGUCCUGGAUGGGGCUUUGGAAAUCCCAGCCAUGAGUGUGGACGUCUGUGUGGUCCAACACACCCAGCCAGCGUGGCCUGGAUGAUCUGAUGGCUUCUGCAGGCACAGGAGUAUGUGCAGGACUUCCAGGCCACCCUCCACCCUGAUGGCCCCACCGUAGGGCAGCAUUUGCCAGCCCUCCCAGGCACCACUCUCGUGGCCUGGAAUUGUGCUCGGUGCUGAGUCCUGCCCCCACUGUGACCCUGAGCAAAGAGGGAUCGGCUACAGCUUAUUCCUCUCUGAUCUAAAGCCAUUGAUGAAACAGCUCCAGUUCCUUCUGCCUCUCCCCAGCUUUCCUUCCCAGGAUAAAACUGCUCUUACUUGGCAGCUGCCACUCAGCAAAGCACCCGAGGUGAAUACCAGGGCUCUGUCUUUCACACAUGUGGAAGAACAGGGUGGGAGAUGCCUCCCACUGGCUCCAGCCCAGCAAGGUUACAGCAGAGAUUCAGCUGGUCCUGCUGGGACUGGGCACUGGAACCCAUCUCAGGAUUCAAUAAAACCUUAAUCUGCA
Apus apus (common swift) is the source of this 2321-nucleotide messenger RNA. RefSeq names its product stimulator of interferon response cGAMP interactor 1 (gene STING1). The record is from RefSeq and is a predicted model, not a curated record. Gene Ontology annotation, cellular component: endoplasmic reticulum membrane; autophagosome. The transcript is spliced from 7 exons. Gene Ontology annotation, molecular function: cyclic-di-GMP binding; 2',3'-cyclic GMP-AMP binding. Lineage: Eukaryota; Metazoa; Chordata; Aves; Apodiformes; Apodidae. Gene Ontology annotation, biological process: positive regulation of type I interferon production; autophagosome assembly; positive regulation of macroautophagy. The coding region runs from base 294 to 1442 and encodes 382 amino acids.